Messenger RNA from Glarea lozoyensis ATCC 20868, 2118 nucleotides. RefSeq names its product YjeF N-terminal. Gene Ontology annotation, molecular function: mRNA binding. The record is from RefSeq and is a predicted model, not a curated record. Gene Ontology annotation, biological process: P-body assembly; deadenylation-independent decapping of nuclear-transcribed mRNA. Gene Ontology annotation, cellular component: P-body. The transcript is spliced from 3 exons. NCBI's taxonomy places the organism in Eukaryota, Fungi, Ascomycota, Leotiomycetes, Helotiales, Helotiaceae. The coding region runs from base 1 to 2118 and encodes 705 amino acids.
AUGGCGAACCAAUUCAUCGGCCUCACGAUGCUCGUUACUCUCAGCGACCCACCAGGAGCGCAACUGAGGGGAGUAGUGAGCGGGUUUGAACCUGGCAGGAGCUUAACUCUGAGAAAUGUCACCAACCCAGCAAGUGGAAAAUCUCUGCCCGAAUUUACAAUCAACGCAGCGGAGAUCACAGAGCUUGUGGAAGCCGUCAAUGAGAAUGCGAUACCUCCUCAAGCAGCCAUCCCAACCCCCUUACCAGCAUCCAAACCUGUCGCACCCCCCGCGUUAAUUCCUGCCAAACCCAAGACAUUUGAGGAUCCCGCGAUCUUGAGCAUGGGCAAAAGACCUCAGCCCGCGAGCCAAAUACACUUUGCGGCGGCACAAUGGAACAAUGGCGCCAUGGAAAGGACAGAAUCUACGAGGACUGCCAGGCCCCGAGAUGACAGCGUUGUCAGCGAUAUGACCCCUGUCGCGGAAUUGGUGCAACCUAUGCAGCAGCUGAACCAAAGUGAUAGAGUCAAGGUUCCGGGCGUGGAAGCUCAAAUAUUGCAAGAGCUGGUCGCAGACGAAGACAUUUCAGAACAGCCGGCACAAAAACCUGCGAGAAGAGCUCGUCGGAGGAAAGGUCAAGCAAAGAAGGAGGAAUUCAAGGAGCCCGAUGUUACACCAGCAAAGGAGACUGCGACCACCAAGAAAGGCUGGAGACAAACUCCACUACUUGAGCCCAAUCCAUCCUUUCAACCUUUUUCUACUUUGAAAAGACAAAAGCAGCGGGGACGUGGGGUGGGCGAUGAAAACGGAUGGGCUACAGAGGAUGCGACCGAUGUCCAGGAUAUGGGUGAUUUUGAUUUCGCUGACAACCUGGCUAAGUUUGACAAGCACACCGUCUUUAAUCAGAUACAGGCUGAAGAUAGUGUCGCGGAUGAGGAUCGACUAGUCUCCCACAACCGACUGCCUAAAGGCAAACCUGGUACAGCCGGUGGAAAGAACUUGCAUUACACAGAGAAUGUUCUUGAAACGCCGAAUGGUAAUACAAGAACGAAAGCAGAUCCUUGGAAGAGCGAAGCUGGUGAUAGUGACCGUGACGAAAGGGCGAGUCAGAGAGGCAGUGGAAGUGGUAGACACUCAAGACGAACAGAAAGAGCGGAAAGUAAACUCAGCUUGAAUCGGAAGCCGAUCUCGAGGAAAGGAAGUAACAUUAUCAAUUCGGGUCCUUCUAGAACUCUUUCACAAGCUCCGCAGCCUUCUGCAAAGCCUUCUUUCUAUUUGGUACCAUCAGAUAGACGCAUCGAACCAAUUUCUGCCCUCCAAAUGCUCAGUCUAGAGAAUAUCGCUGAUCAUGAAGUCGGUCUUACCGAAGACAUGAUGGCCGAGAACGCAGGAAGAGGCAUCGCUGAGGUCGCCCUGACUGCUAUAAUACCUAGUAGUAGUACGUCGACUAGAAGUAAAGGAGGCAAUCUUCCCAGUGCAGUCAUAUUGGCUGGAAAUAACAAAAGUGGGGUUCGUGCCAUUGCCGCCGGUAGACAUCUGCGCAAUCAUGGUAUCAACGUCAAUGUUUGUGUCCUCGGCUUGGAGCGCGAAACGGACCUUCUUCCACCCCUCAGAACUCAGAUCAAAGCCUUCCGUGGACUCGGUGGUAAGGUAACAAACAAAGUGCAACUGCUCGAAUACGCCAAGACCCUCACAGAACCUCUGGCGCUUGUUGUCGAUGGUCUUCUUGGUCUCACAACUUCUUUCGAAGAGCUAAGAAUGGGCGAGCAAGCGACCGCUUAUGAACUGAUCGAGUGGGUAAACCGAAGCAAGGCACCAGUCUUGGCCAUUGACGUCCCAACUGGUAUUGAUCCGACAAGUGGCAAGGUAUGUAUCAUUGACGGCAGACCACUAUAUAUGCACGCGAAUUACAUUGUUGCAAUGGGUGCUCCCAAGAAAGGUCUUCUAGAAGCCAUGGUUCUGGGCGAAGGUGUUGUCGACGAAGACGGGAUCAGCCACGACGGCAUAUGGAAACUUUUCGUCGCGGACGUGGGACUCGGCGCUGCUGUAUGGAAGAAAGCAGGCACACGUGUCCGGAGAGGGGUGGAGUUCGAAAAUAGCUGGGUCUUGGGAAUGAGAUUUCAAGGCGGGCUCGAGUAG